CCGCAAGGCAAGUUGAGGUAUUGACAAGAAUGUAAACAUUUUCUGAUCAACUGCUGCUUCCUUAAUCCUAGGAAAUAACUCGGUUUGGCUUUACAGCUGCCAUCAUGUCAUUCAGUACAUCAGAAGAUGACUUGGGAGUACUGAAAGAAAAACACCACAGGUUAACGGUGAAGUCAGUGGCCAGAUAUGCCUUGGUUUUUAUGCUGGUGGCUGUAAUGGUGGCUUCCUUGACAACUUUUGUUGUUGGGAUUUUUACACUGGAGGCAGAGUAUGGAAGUAGGGUGGUGUCUGGUCUCUUGGGAGAGGGGAUGUACCAGGUGGACUCGCUUAUGAUGCUGUCAGCAGGGGCAGGGGCUAUUCUCGUGUCUACGCUUGGACUUUGUGGGGUUCUCUGUAAGAAUAAGUGCAUGCUGGGACUGCACCUUGGAAUCCUAGCUUUCCUCUCAAUAACAUUACUGGUAGCAGGGGUUUUGGGUUAUAUUUUCAUAUCAGAGUUGGAAGAUACUGCCAAGAAAUCAAUGAUAGAGGCCAUCACAUAUAAAUAUGGAGUGAACACAGAUAGGAAUAAAAAACAUUCUGCUAUCACAAGUAGCUGGGACAGUGUUCAAAGAUCUUUUGAGUGCUGUGGGCCGUAUGGUGACGAGAACAGUACCACCUCAUGGUAUGCCUACAGAGAUUCCAGUUACUGGUACAAGGACAAGUUUUCAAAUGGAAGCCUGGUGCCUAAGAGCUGCUGUGAACCCUCCAGUGACAUGGAAAGAUGUCAAGGACUAGUGCCAUCAAAUGCUCCCCCUUCUCAGCAGCCACCUGUGCUGAACAAACCUGUCAAUUAUACUCUAUACACUACAGGAUGUUAUGACAAACUUCAAGGAUAUAUCCAGCAGAAUGGAAUAAUCAUUGGUACAGCAGCUAUUGUUACCGCUGUCUUCAUGAUAGUGGAGAUGAUUCUAGGAAUAAUUGUCCAUCGGUCCACCUGAGCCAUCUGUACCAGUAAUUUCCUCGGGCAUUGUUAGUUGCUGGCAACUACAGUCAGUUGAGUCCAAGAUUGUUUUAUACACAUUCCUGUUCUUUAUUUCCAUCUGUGAUAGACUUUUAAAAUUAAGCACUUUGUAAUAGUAUACAGCACUUGAUUCAAAGAUGUUUUAAACUUUGAAAUUACAGAAAAUGUCAUCAUUUUCACAGUAACUAUACUCCCUAACAAGAAAUAUUUUGGAAGUUUUUAAAAAUUGCUUGUGGUCAUAGAUAUGUUGGGUAGUGAUCUGCUUAAUACAUGUACACAAUAGUAAAUUAUUUUCAUAAUGGUCAUAUUGCAUUAACAAUUUAAAUUUGAUUUCCUUUUAUUUCCCCCAGCAGAAAAAUUAUUCUGGUUUCCAGAACCCCCCCCCCCCAAUAAAUAAAUAAAUAAAUAAAUGAAUGAAAAAACAAAGUGAUACAUUCCAAUAUGUAAAUCUUGAACUUUUUAUUUUUCCAGAUGUAUAUGUAUUUAUUUUUCCUGUAUGUAAAUCAUGUUGUAUAUGUAUUCCACCAGUAGUCAGUUUAAAUUUUAUUUCUGUAAAAGCUAAAUAUUUUUAUGCAGAGAAAGUGUACAUUGCCUCUUUCAUCCUCAAUUCAAUGAUUUCGUGUUGAUAAGGUUAUUUAAAGAGAAAAAACAAAGAUGAUAAAAAAUGUGUACAAGUAUGAAUAAUCAUUGUUGUCAAUUUUAAAUGAAUAUGAUUAUUGCAACAAGAGGAAUGUUAUACCUUUAAAAUUUGUUUCCUAUAUAAAUCUUCACUAAAAAAAAAAGUCUAGCAUUUCCAAUGUUUCAAUAAGUGGUCCAAAAAAAUUGAUUUUGGACCACUGAGUGAGAUAUUGGACCUGCUGAUGAGAUAUUGAACCACUAUGACAUUUUUUUAUGUCACACACACACAGAUAUAUCUUAUUUGCAUUCUGACAUUGGUGUUCGACAGUUAUGGAAUUGAUUAAAUCCGCGGUGUGGGUAAACAAAAUUUACAUCAAUUAUUGCAAACAUGGAAGCCAGUGAAAGAUAUAUCACAAUAAAAACUAAAGGUAUAACAAAACAUUUAUUGACUAUGUUCUCAGGAAAAAUGAGUUUUGUCGACCCCUCGAACCAAACUGUUUGCCUUUGGUUUAAUGGCCUCAGGCAAACAAUUUGGUUUUGGGGUCCCACAAAACAUAUGUUGCCCUCGAACCCAUUCAGUAAAUGUUUAUUUUUACAUUUUCCACAAUUUAGAAAUUUACUCGAAGUACUUUUCUGAUGCCUGCUAUUGUACCACAAGUUUUGGAACUUUAGAUCCAUAAUUUUUAAAAAUAUAUAUUUUCAUCGAGAUUAUGCUACAUCUUUGUAUUUAAUUUAUAGCUGUGUUUUUUUCAUAAACUAAAGUUGUGUAAAUUAUUUAUUCAUAUUUUGA
Saccostrea echinata is the source of this 2408-nucleotide messenger RNA. Its product is annotated as CD151 antigen-like. The record is from RefSeq and is a predicted model, not a curated record. The transcript is spliced from 9 exons. Gene Ontology annotation, cellular component: membrane. NCBI's taxonomy places the organism in Eukaryota, Metazoa, Mollusca, Bivalvia, Ostreida, Ostreidae. The coding region runs from base 105 to 977 and encodes 290 amino acids.